AUGGCAUUAGUCCGCAUAUCAGCAACGGACAGCACGGCUGACUGCUUCCUUACCUCCCCUCCUCCCCUCUCUCUCUCUCCCUCUUUCCUACUCCCGCUCUUCUUCCGUGCUCUUCUCCCGCUCCCCCUUCUCACCCCACCCGACCCUUUUCUUUUCCUCCCUUUCCCCCCUCCCAUCUCCUACGCAUUCUCCUCUCUCACCUUUCCGCCUUCCCCCCACACGCCCAGCCGUUGCUCGCGCGGGCAGGGAUUGGACCACCGCAUAAGUCCGGCGUCGUUCCCUUCCAGUCCAUUUUUCCCACUUCUGCAUUCCCUUCCCUCUGCGCUCAAGUCUUGCCCUCCUUCCCUCUACAUUCAUCCUUUUCCACCUUCACCCCUUUGCGUUCCAUCCUUCCCCUCCUUCCUUCUGCAUUGUAUCCUCCCCUCCUUCCGUUUGCAUUCCAUACCUCCCCUCCUCUCUUUGGAGUUUCCAUCCCUCUAUUGCAUCCUUCCCCUCCUUCCCUCUGCAUUCCAUCCCUCCCCUCCUUCCGUUCAUUGCAUCCUUCCCCUCCCUCUCUCCCACUGCGUUCCAUCCUUUCCCUCCUUCCCUCUGCAUUGUAUCCUUCUCCUCCUUCCCUCUGCAUUCCAUCCUUCCCAUCCUUCCCCUCCUUCCUUCUUUAUUGCAUCCUUCUCCACUCCCCUCUGCAUUGCAUCUUUUCCCACCUUCCGUCUGGGCUGCAUGCCCCCCUACCAGGCAUGUCUGCCAUCCAACUUGUCAGGGCACAUCUGCAGCACGCCCUUUUUCCAUGCAGACUAUGGCACUCGGGUGGCUCGGCGCGCUGUUGUUCGUUCCCAAGCGACCACCGAAGAAGCACCCAUAGCAUUUCAGAUCGGUGAAACGAGCCUCUCCAUUCCUUUCUCUGUGGAGAGAGCUAAGGCUCUCGACGCUGCCAUAUCCACCCUCCUGCAAACCUUCCGGGAGAAGGAGAAGGCCACCCGACCACAGAGAUGGACCACGAUGGAGUUUCGCCAUGCUGGGGAUGUCAGUAACGGGGAUGUCUUUAUCGAGGUAUUCUGCAACCCUAACGCCUAUGCGAAUGCGUUUCAGGCUAAGGCGCUGAUUACAGUGAAGGAUGACCGUAUGAAGUUCACUUCGGAAGGUGCUUUGAGCGCCAUCAAGGCGAACGUAGAUGAAUACUUGAUGAGGAAUGCUUGA
Messenger RNA from Closterium sp. Naga37s-1, 1194 nucleotides. The record is from the annotation of a GenBank genome assembly. NCBI's taxonomy places the organism in Eukaryota, Viridiplantae, Streptophyta, Zygnematophyceae, Desmidiales, Closteriaceae.